Messenger RNA from Chrysemys picta bellii (western painted turtle), 3073 nucleotides. RefSeq names its product chromosome 9 C3orf80 homolog (gene C9H3orf80). The record is from RefSeq and is a predicted model, not a curated record. NCBI's taxonomy places the organism in Eukaryota, Metazoa, Chordata, Testudines, Emydidae.
ACCUACAAAGCAAGCGCUGUCUGUUUGACAGAGGAACGGGACGACAGAUAGAUUAAUAAAGAUUAAAGUGCUGCAAAGUGAACAUGCAAACCGACCCGCUCCGUUAACCCUUCCUGCUCCUGCAGCUGCUGGCGGGAUCCGCAGCGCACCAUGCCGGCUCUGCUCCCCUCUCUGCUGCAGGACAGCGGGGCGUGCACACCACUCCAGUGCCCAGAGCAGCAGCGCGGGCUGGGCCCCUGGGCGAGGCCAACGGCGCCACGGCUGGUGGGCUCCUUGGCCAGCUGCUGCCCGGCCCUGGCGAUGGGAGGCGGCAGGUGGCCCCCCAAGUGAGUGGGCGCCACCCUCUCUGCGUGGGAGCGAGCGAGCCGGGGGGAGGAUGUUGCAGUGUCUCUCCGAGGGGCUGCUGGUGCUGGGGGCUGCUCUGCUCUGGCAGCCCUGCCAGGGCACCUGGAGCUGCGGGGAGCUGACCUGCGGCGAGCGGGAGAGCUGCUGUGACUACGGCAAUGUCACCUACACGGAGAUCAAGUGCUGCAAGCUGCCCUUUCACACCUUCCUGGACAACGUGGGCUGGUUCGUGCGCAAGCUCUCGGGGCUGCUCAUCCUGCUGGUGCUCUUCGCCAUCGGCUACUUUCUGCAGCGCAUCAUCUGCCCCAGCCCCCGCCGGUACAACCGGCCGCAGCGCCAGGACUCACCCGGCUCCCUGCUCAACGUGACGGCUGCCACCUCGCAGGACUCGCUGCUGGACACCAGCAGCGCCAGCAGCAGCCGCUACCCGGGCGAGCAGGAGCCGCCGCUGCUGCCGGUGGGCUCCCCGGUCUUCCUGCAGCUGCCCAGCUACGAAGAGGUGAAGUAUUUACCCACCUACGAGGAGUCCAUGCGGCUGCAGCAGCAGAGCCCCAAAGAGAUCGUCCUGCCCGUGUCCAGCCUGGCCACGGCCGCAAGCAGAGAGCCAGACAGGGCGGGAGACAGAGCCCCCUGCAGCUGAGCCCCCCACCCCGAGAGCUGCGGGUCCCCGCGGGGGAACAGAGGGAGCCCAAGAUGCCCAGAGGGGAGAGACUAGCCCAGAGGGGAGAGACUAGCCCAGUGCUGCGCCGAUGCACAGACACCCCCUGCAGCAUCGCAACAAGGACUUCCAGUCCCUUCUGCGAGCAGCCGCUUUGUACCUUUCCUUUCCCUCGCAAGCCAAACAGCCCGGCUGCUGCUGGGCGCGGGGCAGGAGCGGAGACUUUCCCCCACCACCGCCUGAACUUCUUACCCGGGCUCGGUUCGCUCAGGGAAGCAAGGUGCAGCCGCCGCAGCCCCUUCUGCCCCACCCUAGCCUUCUUGUCCCUUAUUCGUAACUGAUAUGUCGUAAGUGCCUGGUUACUAGAGCAUCCGUCCCGUUUACUGGGGAUUAGGCGUUAAGUUAGACACACCUGCUGACACUCUAAACAUCGGGUCUGGUUUCUCACAGGAAUAACGUGUGUGUUGCUCCCUUCCUCGGGCAGAUUAAAACCUGAAAGGGAUCAAAUGUGAUUUACUUUGCGACAGGCUCAGCGUUUGUGCUCCAGAGCUGGAGGGCAAAGAGAGCGGAGAGCUUUUUAACACGUUGGGUCAGCUUUGUAAAUCCUGCAAGAUCCCAGUCACUCAGCGCCAGGGAGAGAGUAGGCAUGGGGCGAGACGGUAAAUACACGUAGCAUGGAGUAAUAUUAUUUCUGUUCAGAAGCUUGGGAUGACUGUACAAUGUAUAGCAGCCCCCUGACAGGGCAUCCCACCUAGAAAAACAUGAUCCCUGCCUGGUGCCUGUUCCAUUGCAUUAUAAACCUUUCUGAGCAGUGAGAGCUAAGUCCAUUUGGUUACUGUACAGGUCUUUAUCUGCAAGGAAAAGCUCAAUAUUGUAAACAGAACACCCUAUCCCUGAUAAGGUGCAGUUCCACUCUAAACCCAUAAAAGGUAAUUACUUUCUCCAUUUUUUCCUUGUAUUUGUAGAGUCUAUAAUUAAGCAAUAAUUCCAAUGGAAAGCGCACUUCCUGUUAGUUAAGGACGAACUGGCCCUUGCCUACUGCUGCUGGUCACUUAUUUUCUUGCAUCUCAAUUUUCAACCCAGUUCUUCUUUCUGUUUGAACCUUUCGGAAGGGCAGAAUAGGCUUAUAGCAAAAUGAAAUAUAAAGAGAACAUAUGGAAUAAGAUGGAAUGUAAGAAAGUGAAGUUUGUGACAUCACAAGUGAUUUGAUAACUUGUCAAUUUCACAUGUUGAGGAAAAUACUGGGUUCUGGUUGUAGCACUAGAUCCGAACCUUUCCAGCAUCAAUAUGCAUGUGCUAUAAUUUUAGACAUGCUUACAACACAUGUGGAUAUGCAUUAUAGAACUCUCAUAUUUCUCAAAAUCUGUAUAACUAGCAGGAUGUAAUUCACAGGAUAUGUGCAAACUAACAACAAUAUAAAUUGGGACUGAUCUUGCCUUCUUGAUUGUCUCAAAACUCCCACUGAUGGCAGUGGUAGUCCUGAGAGCACAAGGAUUGCAGGACUGGGCCCAUUCAUUCUUCAUCCUGCAGCAAUCACAGACUCUGCUUACUUUAAAAAAUGCCCUCAGAACAUCUUACAAAAUAGCUCACCUCUAUGUGUUAUACACAAACUUUUGGCCUCACUAAGACCUUGGGCUCUAUCUUGCUCUCAUUUAGGUCAGUGGUAAAAGUCCUUUGGGCUCCAAUUAGAGCUGAAUCAGACUUCUGUGUGGACCUGUGGCUUAGUCACUAGCUAAUGAUGUAGUCAUCAUAUUAAAAAAAAAGUAAAGAAAAGAAAACCAAAGCCUGAUGUACAUAGAGUAUAAAUUGUAUCCUUCUGUGGAGCAUCUUUCAAAUGAGCAGGGAGAUGAUGUAUUGAGAUCUAUACCAGAUGUAAUGUUAUUUAUGACAUUUAUCCCCAUGAGCGGAGAAAGGAGGAAUAACUCCAUAAAUGAAGCAACCCCUCAUGAGUGAAGAUAAAUUCCAUGAAAGGUUAGUCACUGUAUAGCACAUUUUUCUGCCAUUGGUUUCAAGACAAAUUGCUUUAGAAAAAAGUUGUGAAGCAAAAUAAAAUUGAAAUAUGCUGGAAAA